GCAAGUGAGAAGGAAAAGCCUGGAGUGAAUUCCUGUUUAAAUGUUACUGGGGGGGUGGGGGUAGGAAAAUAAAGAGCAGUUGACAGAGCCAGACAAACAAGAGGGGAGUCUUUUCUUCAGAUGGUGCUAAUGACUGAUCAACAGCUUGAGGGGGAAGAACUAAAACCUGUCAGGGUGAUCAGUAAAAAAGAAAACAAAGCUGCUUUGACCCUCUCAGAGAGUGAAAAUGGAACAGAAGAAAAAAGAAAGAGUGGAAAGCUAUACAGUGUGGUGGCACAGACACCUUCUACUGAUGUGGAAUGUUUUGAAGACCAUAAGAAAGUCACGGCUUCACGGUCAAAGACAAUUGUGGAUAAUACCAUCUUGGCAGCAGAUGGCAAGAAUGACUCAAAGCCAGAAAGGAAGAAGCACACCUCAAAUAAGUUUAAGUCAAAUGCUCACUUUCACAAGUUGUUUCUGGAUGUCCCGAUUGAUGAGCCCUUGAGACAAAGCUUUACCUGUGCCUUGCAGAAAGAAAUUGUGUACCAAGGGAAGCUAUUCAUAUCAGAGAACUGGAUUUGUUUCCAUUCUAAGGUCUUCGGCAAAGACACUAAGAUUAGUAUACCGGUGCCCUCAGUAACAUUAUUAAAGAAAACAAAAACUGCCCUUCUAGUGCCAAAUGCCCUGGUUAUAUCGACAGUCUCUGAUAGGUACAUAUUCGUCUCCUUUCUCUCCAGAGACACAGCUUACAAACUAUUAAAAUGUGUUUGUCAGCAUUUAGAGGAUGUGAGUGUUGGCAACAGUCCCAAUCCUUCUUCUCCAGAAAACAGCUUCAGGGCUGAUCGCCCUACAACCUUACCUUUGGAUUUCAAUGGAGAUUAUUCUGAACUGGAUGGCUUCAUUCGGCAGCGCAGGCAGGAGUUGGAAGAAUCUAGCAGUACUGGUUCUCAGACUCCAGAACUGGAACAUAUUCAUGAUUACCAUGCUGUUGGCACGAAGACAUACCUGAAAGCCUCCAAGGUAGAGGCAAUGCCUGUCUGCACAGAUGUACAUUCAAAAUGUUUGUGUGAUGGUAAAGUCAAGAAUGUUUCUUGCAAUGUUUCUCCUGGACUCCUUGGAUUCUUCUACAGAAUGAAUUAUCAGAAAUUUUUAUCUGUGAACCACAUACUUGUUCUAUAUGCAAUUCUUGUCUGUAUACUAAUUUUUUCAACAUUCUACAUGAGAUAUAAAAUCCACAUUCUGGAGGAGCAACUUGGUUCCAUGGCACCCUUUGUGGAUUCGAAUAUUAAUGAACAUCCAAUGCAAGAAGACUUAGAAUCUCAUCUGCAUCUUAAUGUGGCUGGUCUCUGUGAGGAACUAAUGGCUAAUCUUAUCAAACUGGAAAAGAUACAGAGCAAUUUACAGAGGCUUCUUGAAGACAGUGGAUGACUCACCAGUCCCUUGGGGCUACUUCAUACCUCAUUGUGCUUUCAAUAAGCAAUUCCAAAUGUGACAUGAAGCUCUGCAGGCCAGAGUGGGUGUCCAGCUGCUGAAUCCAAAGCCAGAGUUUUAUUGUUUGCAGCUCUUGUACUCAGCAAUGAGAGUUUGUAUCUGUGCAAUAAAAUGUGUCUAUUCAGAGGAAGCCUUUCUAUUAUCUAUAAUGGUGUGUGAAUAACUGAGAAGACUGAACUUUGCUAUAUUGCUAAAUCUACUGUAAUUGCGUUUACUUAGAGUGUGUGAUUUUCAGUCUUAAAAUGGUGUGGCUAUGAACAGUAUCUUGAUGUAUAACUUGCUGAAAGCUGGGUGUCUUUCAGAAGCUUAUCUUUUGAUGGCACACAUCUGUUUGCUUUACUUCCUUUCCUUCUCAGAUGUAGAAGUUUGGACACGUGUCCAAGACAACGUCAGCUGGUCCCUCUGGGCUUCAUUUGGCAAAAUACUGAAUGUUCUCUGUGUCCCUUGGAUAAUGUUCUUGAAAAUCCAUGCUUAGAAGCCAAGUGGACCAAUUCUGCACACUAAAUUGCUGCUGAGGAAUAAAAAUUGGAAGUUUUUCCUAAAAAUCUCCAUGCCACAAAAGACAUUGUGAAAUUAGGUAUCAUUUUGCCUGGUGCCUAAUUACCUCCUUUGCUUUGAAAAGUUAUCCAGAAGAUGGACUAAUACACUUUAAUAUUUUCAGAAUUCUAAAGAGUAGAGUAUUAAAAUAUUAUCUCCACAAAUUUUGGAAUUAAACUGAUUUCUAUAGAAAGCAGCUUGGAGUUGAAAACCCUUUACCAUGAAGGGUCUGUGGAUUUCCCAAAGGCAGACUAAUUCACAAGAUACUUAAAGCUAGGGAGGGGCUGUGAUUCACUGAUAGAGCAUCUGAUGUGCAUGUAGAAGGUCUCAGGUUUAGUCCCCAUCAUUUCCCAGUUCAAAGCACUAGGCGGUAGGUGAUGUGAAAACCUCAACCAGAGAGCCUGGAGAUCUUCUGCCAGACAGUACUGACCAUGAUGGAUGAAUGGCCCAUAAUGCAGUUUCAUGGGUUCAAACUGAAAUGCUUGUGUUUUUAACCAGUUUAGUCCCAGUUUAGUCCCAGUUUAUGUAAAUUUAGGCACAUGUCGUAUUUGGUUUGGGAUUUGCAACUUAUGUCAGUUUUUCAUCAAGAUUAAUUGUAUAAUUUCUGUUCACUCUACUGUGAGGUGUUUCAGAUUCUAAACAAAUAAUGUAGCAGGAACCAGAAAUCUAAUGAUGUUUUGUGAAAAAACUAUUUUUUUUCCAAAAGUAUAUCAACAAGUUACCUCCUGAUAUAUAGGAGAUGGAUCAUAUACUACCUUGAGGGUUGGAUCAUAUACUUCUUUGAAUGGAACAAGUUUGUGGAAGUGAGUUUUGCUACCUCCUUCCCCACUGCAGGUCCCUGAGCUUCCCAAAAAGCCACUCCUGAGGAGUGGGGACCCUCAGAAAUUCUGCCACAUGUAGCAUGUGGGACUGGAACUAGAAGAAGAAAUGAACAGAAAUCACUCCCCCCCUACUCUUAGCAUGAGCUCCAUGACUCAUAAGAGGUAUAGGAGGAAUGGCCUUCAGAUUUCUCCCUUCCGACUGCAGCUCCCUGAUGCCACAUUCUACAUGCUGACCCUGAGCAGCACCUUUUACCAAGGUGAGGGAAAUGACACACACAACUGUGAAAGGCUCCUUUCAGGCGAGUGUAAGAUCCAAUCUCUUUUUUCCCCACAGUGCCUUAUCAAUGAACACCCUGGUGAUCUAAUUCUUGUUUGCCAGAUAUGUUGCCUCAUCUUGACAAGAAAUUAUUUAAAAUUCCUUAGUUCUGACAUUCGACAGUGUUCUGUUUACAUGUUAAUGUAUAUCUUAUCAUUUCUAUGAAAUGUUACUUACUUGUUUUUAAAAUAAAUGACUUCAAAAAGU
Messenger RNA from Eublepharis macularius, 3351 nucleotides. RefSeq names its product GRAM domain containing 2B (gene GRAMD2B). The transcript is spliced from 14 exons. The record is from RefSeq and is a predicted model, not a curated record. Lineage: Eukaryota; Metazoa; Chordata; Lepidosauria; Squamata; Eublepharidae. The coding region runs from base 121 to 1407 and encodes 428 amino acids.